This is a messenger RNA of Polyodon spathula (Mississippi paddlefish), 1105 nucleotides long. RefSeq names its product helix-loop-helix protein 2-like. Gene Ontology annotation, biological process: regulation of transcription by RNA polymerase II. NCBI's taxonomy places the organism in Eukaryota, Metazoa, Chordata, Actinopteri, Acipenseriformes, Polyodontidae. The transcript has 2 exons. The record is from RefSeq and is a predicted model, not a curated record. Gene Ontology annotation, molecular function: DNA-binding transcription factor activity, RNA polymerase II-specific; RNA polymerase II cis-regulatory region sequence-specific DNA binding; protein dimerization activity. Bases 221 to 589 code for a protein of 122 amino acids.
UUAGUUGACUUUUUAAGUUAAUGUGUUUAGUUAUUAGAUACAGGGGGAAGACCAUGCCAAGAACUGUAAAUAAUGUUUUAUUGUAAAAGAAACCCCUUGUGUUGAUUUAAGCAUUGUUGCUGGGAUUUCCAUUGCAAGGAACUUCAAGAACCACCGUGAAUCUAUUUACAGAGAGAAUAAUUUGCUUUCUAGGUUAUAUUUGUUACAUAAAACUCCGAAUAUGAUGCUAAGCCCUGACCAGACGGACUCUGACCACCCGUGGGCUCAGUCUGACGCUGAAUCUGUGCUAAAUGAUAUGAAAGUAGGCUGCAUUUCAGACGACCCGGGAGAUGGAGAGGGAAAGAUCAGAACGAUUGCUACACAGAACCUUAGCCGGGAAGAGAAGCGCAGGAGACGGAGAGCCACAGCCAAAUAUCGUUCGGCACACGCUACGCGGGAGAGGAUCCGUGUGGAGGCGUUCAAUGUGGCAUUUGCAGAAUUGAGAAAAUUACUACCAACCCUCCCCCCUGAUAAGAAGCUGUCAAAAAUUGAAAUCCUCAGGCUGGCAAUCUGCUACAUCUCUUAUCUGAACCAUGUUCUGGACGUGUAGGAAUGGUAUAGAAUAUAUAUUUUAAAGGUGGGAAUAUCGCAAAACCUUGAGAUUCAUUUUAGAAGAGAAGUGUGUUUGACUCCAGUAGGCCUAUGCAGAGUGGAAUUGAAAGAAACCCGGAGAAGAACGAAAAAUAAAUCCCCGCCAUUGCAAAUGAUUAUUUUCUGUGGGUUUUCUUAUGUUGACAAACGAAAACAUGAAAUAAAAUCAAACACUCAUAUAAUGCAAUAGAAAAAAAAAAAAAAAAAAAAAAAAACACAGAAAUAAUCUUGCUUAACUUGAACACAGUAAUUCUUUGCAGGCUGUCAAAUGCAACUUGAACUUGUCGCAAAUGUUGUUUUAUGUUUGUGACCUUAAUAUUAUAUUUAAUUAGGAAAAACAAAAACAAAAAAGAUCUGGCAAAGAUCCUUAAAAAAGGGGAAAAAAACAAAAGAAAAAUCUGAUAUUUUCCAAGCUAAGUGCCACUUCUUUCCAAAAACAUUUAUUUGUGACCUUAAUAUUUGAUAUUUUAUUUCU